Molecule: messenger RNA, 537 nt
Organism: Lactuca saligna
Lineage: Eukaryota; Viridiplantae; Streptophyta; Magnoliopsida; Asterales; Asteraceae
Source: the annotation of a GenBank genome assembly
AUGUCUUCAGGAGAAAAUAAACGAAAUCGCUUUUUCGUUGAUCGAAAUGAAAGUUUUUUCAUCAUUUUACUUGAUUUUGAUGAUUUUCUCGUUUACAACAAGAAUUUCAAAAGAAACUAUGUUCGAAAAAAGUUCAAAAAUCAAAAUAAUCUCGUAAGCAGUAGGAGUGGUGUUAUUUUCGAAGGAACGAUUCAAGAAAUCGACGUUGAAAGAGUAAAUGGUUGUGUUUAUGAGAAGGAAAGUGAAGAUAUUUUAGAGAAAAAUUCCAAGGUUAAAAUUGAUAAAGUUAAAAAAGGUAAUUUAGAGAGCUCAAGGCAGACACGAUCAUCUUCCAAAAAAGAAAUGGCCAAGAAGGUGGUGCAAAGACAGUCAAAGAAAUCUAAAACAACAGUUAUUGAACAACCAAAAGAGAACCUAACUGUUAAGGGAAAAAAAUUAGUUUUUGAGAAUGUCAAAACUAUAAGUAAGAAACGUGAACUAUCUGAUGAAGAUGAUUCUAAUUUUCAGAGUCUUCCCGGAUGUUCAAAGAAACCAUAG